GGUACCAAGGGCUCGAUCGGCCAAGCGGGGCCGGUUGGCGAACAAGGCAUGAGAGGGCCACAGGGUCCACCCGGCCAGAUUGGCACACCAGGCAUAAGAGGAGAGCAGGGAGUUCCUGGACCAAGGGGCUCCAACUCUGUUUCACUCUCUCGUAACACACUCCUCCAGCUGGUGGUGGACCCCCAGGACCCCCAGGAGAGCGGGGCAGGAUCGGUCCCCUGGGCCGAAAGGGUGAGCCUGGAAACCCUGGACCCAAAGGAUCAAAUGGACAGCAGGGCUCACGAGGAGAGAUGGGUGAUGAUGGUCGAGAUGGCAUUGGUGGCCCAGGUCCUAAAGGCAGAAAGGGUGGACCUGGUGACCGUGGCGGUGCUGGAGGCCCCGGCCCUAAAGGAAACAGAGGCCGCAGAGGAAAUGCAGGAGAUCCUGGGACACCCGGUCAGAAAGGAGAGGUUGGAUACCCUGGACCUUCUGGACUUAAAGGCGAUAAAGGAGAAUCCAGAGAUCUUGCUGCUAUGGACAUGGUCCUUGCACCCUGAUAACUAUUUGGGGCACUAUUUGUUCCCAACGGAUAUUUCUGCAGGUCCCAAGGAGUGCCCCGUCUUCCCAACCGAGCUGGCCUUUGCUAUCGACACCUCCUCGGGCGUCGUGAGGGAUGUUUUCAACAGGAUGAAGCAAACGGUGCUCAGAGUGGUCAACAACCUAACCAUCGCUGAGAGCAACUGUCCUCGGGGUGCCCGGGUGGCUCUGGUCACUUACAACAAUGAGGUCACCACAGAGAUCCGCUUUGCUGAUGCCAGGAAGAAAUCAAGCCUCCUCCAGCAGAUCCAAAACUUCCAGGCGACCCUGACCACGAAGCCACGCAGCCUGGAGACCGCCAUGUCCUUUGUGGCCAGGAAUACCUUCAAGCGUGCCCGAAGCGGCUUCCUUAUGAGGAAGGUGGCUGUCUUUUUCAGCAACGGGGACACAAGAGCCUCCGCGCAGCUCAACGACGCCGUGCUGAAACUCUACGAUGCUGGGGUCAUGCCCGUGUUCCUCACCAGCCGGCAGGACCCGGUUCUCACCAGAGCUCUGGAGAUCAACAACACAGCGGUUGGACACGCAAUUGUUCUUCCAACCAGUGCCAGUCAGCUGAAUGAAACCAUCCGGAGGCUCUUGACUUGUCACAUUUGUCUGGAUGUGUGUGACCCUGAUCCCAUCUGUGGCUUUGGUAGUCAGAGACCUGUAUUCAGAGACAGAAGGGCAGCCCCAACAGAUGUAGACAUUGACAUAGCCUUCAUCAUGGAUAGCUCGGAGUCCACCAGCCCUCUGCAGUUCAAUGAGAUGAAGAAGUACAUUGCCCACCUCGUAAGUAACCUGGAAAUCAGCUCUGAGCCAAAAGUAUCUCAGCACCACGCAAGAGUGGCAGUUCUCCAGCAAGCUCCUUAUGAAUAUGAAACCAACUCAAGCUUCCCACCAGUAAAAACUGAGUUUUCACUAACUGAUUAUGGAUCCAAAGAGAAGAUCAUUAAUUACCUUCACAACCAAAUGACCCAGCUCCAUGGCACGAGGGCUAUAGGACAUGCAAUUGAACACACAAUGGCUCAUAUUUUCGAAAGUGCACCAAACCCUCGGGAUCUAAAAGUCAUAGUUCUGAUGAUGACCGGAAAAGUGAAUAAACAAGAACUUGAGUACCUGCAGAAGGUUGUUAUCAAUGCAAAAUGCCAAGGGUACUUCUUCGUUGUCUUGGGCCUUGGCAGGAAGGUGAAUGCCAAGAAUAUCUACAGCCUAGCUAGUGAGCCAAACGAUGUGUUCUUCAAAUUGGUUGAUAAGCCAGGAGAGCUUCACGAAGAGCCCUUACUACGCUUCGGGAGACUGCUACCGUCUUUUAUCAGAAAUGACUUUGCUUUCCACCUGGCUCCAGAAAUAAGGAAACAGUGCGAGUGGUUGCAGAGCGAUCAGCAAACCAAGAGCCCGAGCCCCGGGCAUGGCGGGCACAAAGCAGUGUACGUGGCACCCAACACAACCACAAGCCGGACCCUCAGCACCAGCACCACGGUCAGUGCGAGCAUCAAGCCUGUUGCGAGCACCAACACCCGUGCCAAAACCACCACUGCCAGCACCACGGCCCAGACCAGAGCCACCGACCAGACCACAACCAGCACCGUGGUCCAGGUGAAUGCCACCGUGCAGAGCGCGGCAAGCACUGCCACCCAGACCAAAGCCACCGGCCGCACCACCACGAGCACCACGGCUGCCGCAGCAGUCGGCAGGAGAAGACAAGGCGCAAAGACCCACGACAUCCAGAUCACGGACGUCACCGAGAACAGUGCCAGGCUGCGCUGGGCCAGCCCCGAGCAUCACAACGCCUACACUUUUGAUAUCACCAUCACCUUAGCGCACGACCACUCUCUCGUGCAGAAGCAAAACCUGACCGGCACUGAGCAUGUGAUCCGAGGACUCAGAAGCGGACAGAAGUACCUUGUCGUCAUUACCGGCUACCAGAAAUCCCAACCCAAAGUAACCUACACAGGGACAUUCAGCACAAAGACCCUGGCGCAGACCAAGGUGUCCCUGGCCAACAUGAUGCUCAACACCGAGCCGCUGGAAGGGCCCGAGAACGAUUGGCCAGACCCUUGCUUGCUGGACUUUGACAUGGGCAUGCAGUGCAAGGACUAUCAGAUUGUGUGGUUCUUUGACUACAAAACCAAGAUCUGCAGCCAGGGUUGGUAUGGUGGCUGCGGUGGUAAUGCCAAUAGAUUUGAGGCCGAAGCUGAGUGCAUUAGCAAAUGCUUAAGACCAUCAGCAGCCGAGAAAGCCAUGCAGCAGCCACCCCUUGAGAAAAGAUUAUCGACAGUCAUGGAUAUCUGCCGGCUGCAAAAAGAUGAGGGGACCUGCAGGAACUUUGUGCUGAAAUGGUACUACGACCCCGAGACCGAGAGCUGCGCCCGGUUCUGGUACGGCAGCUGCGGAGGCAACGAGAACAGAUUUAACACACAGAAAGAAUGUGAAAAAGUUUGCAUCCCUGGGAACAUCAAGCCCGGCGUGGUGACAACGAUAGGAACAUAGAGCCAGCGACCUGGCAACACAUACCUCUGAGACAGCCAGGAGCAUCCGCCGUUGCCACCUUACCCCUAUAGAAGCUAAGGGUAUAGACUACCUUGCACUGUACUAUUUCAUGCUUUUACCUUCCAAAGCAAACCUUGAAGAAAGUGUUUUGCUGCAUGACCUAUCAAUAUGGUGCUAAACUGUUUGUGGACUGAGUGCUACAUGUGUCCGGGUUAUAUUGUAUAGCUUCAACAUUACCAAAUAUUUACCUAAUUGCAGAUUGUUCUUGUCUCUCAACGUGUCUCUAAAUUACCCUUUCUUUCCGAUUCCGGCAGUCCGCCUAUCUAAGGCACUGUAAAAAUGAGACAAAAAAAAAAAAAAAUUCAUAAUAAUUUCAGUGCAACUGUUACGUGCUUGCUUUUAUCAUUUUCAUAACUGAGCAUAACUUUACAGGGGAAGCCUUCGUGUAAGAGAGUAGCUAAUUCUGAUAAACAAGUGGUUCACUUUUUCAUUCUUCCCUUUUUUUUUUUUUUCUCCUUUUGCUGGAUUAGAUUUCAAACUAGAUCUCUUGUAUGCAUUUGUAACAUAUGUGGCCAACCGAACUAG
Messenger RNA from Cariama cristata (Red-legged seriema), 3630 nucleotides. Its product is annotated as collagen alpha-3(VI) chain-like. The annotation marks the transcript as partial. NCBI's taxonomy places the organism in Eukaryota, Metazoa, Chordata, Aves, Cariamiformes, Cariamidae. Gene Ontology annotation, molecular function: protein binding; serine-type endopeptidase inhibitor activity. The transcript has 21 exons. The record is from RefSeq and is a predicted model, not a curated record.